AUGGUGGAUCAGCUUUUCCACUUGAUUGUAUCUAGAUUCCCUCAAGAGUAUUGGUACCAGAUGUUUAAAACACCAGCUGAUUUGAGUGCUUUCUUAAAAUUGUUCUCAGACAGUUUUCAUGUACAAUCAAAUCUUGUUACAUUGAUUAGUAAACCAAAAAUACCUGUAAUGUAUCUCAAUGCAAAACCUAAAGCAAAGACUGAAUCACCAAAGCCUGUCGAUGAACCUACAGAACAACCAGCUUCACCAGUCCCUCCUAUUGUGCUAAGCCCCACACCUUCUGAUGGUAAGAAAAGUCCAGCAAACAGAAUACUCAGUCCUGUAGAAUCUCCCCGUGUCACUCAGGCGAAUAUUGCUAACCAGACAUUAAAGCAAAGAAUAAAUUCUAUAGUAAUUAAAAAUUUGGCAGAAAAUAUGGUUCGAGACAGGGUUAAUAAUCAUUUAAAUGCUCGUUGCUCUGAAGAAAUGAAUGGCACAACUGUCCGAAACAACUUUAUGGGGGAAGCAUGGAGGCAAAAGGUGCUACAAAGUACAACGGUCCUAGCGAGCGCAAGAGAAUGUGCAACUCUUAUAGACAGUAUAAUGAACCCUAAACGCACUGGUAAAUGUAUAGUUUCAUUUGAUUGUGAAGGAAUAAACUUGGGCCUUAAAGGUAUUUUAACACUAUGCCAAAUUGCUACAAUGAAUGGCGAAGUAUAUAUUUUAGAUAUCAUGGCUUGUCCCAAUAUGAUUAUUGAAGGCAAAAUAAAAGAUUUGUUGGAAAGUGAAAAUGUCACGAAAAUUAUCCAUGACUGCAGGAAUGAUUCUGUAAAUCUUCUUAAUCAGUUUGAUAUAACUUUGAAAAAUGUAUUUGAUACACAGGCGGCUCAUGCUGUACUGCAAUUGCAACAACAGAAUGUCCCUGUCUAUAAAGUAAAGAAUUUAAGUCUCAAUGCUCUUUGUGAGUUAUAUAAUGCACCUGUAAAUCCUAUGAAGGAGCAACUUAAAAAUGUUUACAGAAGGGACCAAAGGUACUGGGCUAGAAGACCGCUCACAAAGGAUAUGAUAAUAUAUGCUGCAUCUGAUGUAUUAUCACUGGUGAAUCCAGCAAUUUAUGGCCACAUGUCUAAUAGCAUCAAGCCAGAAAAUCAACAACUAUUUGAGGAGCUCAGCUUUGAACAAGUUUUUAUGCACAUCCAAACAACUGAGGUUAAACUAAGGAAAAGACAAAGAAAAAUCAACACAGAAGUUUGUGAGCUAAAGCAAAAGUUGGCUGAGACAACAAAGAAUGUGGUUUUGAGUAAUCGAGAAAUAAGGCUCUUGAGAUAUUUAGAACUAACAGAGGAAGAAAAGGAAAAGCUAAAAGGCUGUCACAAGAUAUCAAAAAAAUUAGAGAAGUUAGAAGCUAUUGGACAAGAUAAGGACAGUGACAGUGAUGAUGAUGAGAAAGAAAAUGAAAUGCAAAGCUUAGAAUCCAACCCAUCUGAUUCCAUUUCUUCCCCUCACUCUACUCAGCCUCCUAGCCUUACAGAAUCUAUGCAAAUGAUGGAUGAAAUUCUAUCAGAUGUAAAUAUGGAUAAAGUAGAAAAGAUAAACCGCCUAGAAGCAAUUUUAUCAGCUGUUGCACCAUUAAGUGGUGAAUUAGAAGAUAAGUUCUCUCAAACCAUGGAACAGACUUUACCUCUGCUCAAGAACAAGGAUUGGUCCAACCUUAGCCAAAUUUUAAACAUAAGCAACGAUGGAAAAAACUGUACUUGUAACUGUCAUAAUUCAAGCAAUAAUCAGUGCAAUAACGUCGAGGAGGUGAAGAAGGCAGAAGUUGGAUCACAAACUCUUAGCACAGGAGACAUCGUGAUAACGAGAAUUCAUUUCAGAGAAGAAGAUAAAUUGAACGAAAGAAUUAUUGAUGCCACACCGUUUAGCAAGAGAGCAGGUAUAAACAUGUCUUGA
Molecule: messenger RNA, 1929 nt
Organism: Leptosia nina
Lineage: Eukaryota; Metazoa; Arthropoda; Insecta; Lepidoptera; Pieridae
Source: the annotation of a GenBank genome assembly